This is a messenger RNA of Plasmodium gallinaceum, 585 nucleotides long. Its product is annotated as 50S ribosomal protein L24, putative. Gene Ontology annotation, cellular component: ribosome; mitochondrion. The record is from RefSeq and is a predicted model, not a curated record. Gene Ontology annotation, molecular function: structural constituent of ribosome; RNA binding. NCBI's taxonomy places the organism in Eukaryota, Apicomplexa, Aconoidasida, Haemosporida, Plasmodiidae. Gene Ontology annotation, biological process: translation. The transcript has a single exon. The coding region runs from base 1 to 585 and encodes 194 amino acids.
AUGUUUUCUUUUUUUUCUACAAGCAAAAUUAAUAAUUUUUGUAUUUUUAAUAAUAUAAAUAAUUUAUUUUACAAAAAUAUUCAACUGAGAAAUCAUAAAAUAAUAAAACCAAGAAAUAUUAUUAAAAUAUGGAAAAUUCAGAAGGGAGAUGAAGUAAAAAUAAUAUCAGGAAAAGAAAAAGGAAAAAUAGGUGAAGUUUUAAGUUGUGAUAAAUUUAGGAAUAUGAUAAAAGUGAAAGGAUGCAAUUUAAGAAAGAUUUUUAUUGAUAAUAAAUUUGUUUAUAUUGAAAAAAAGAUACAUUAUUCCAAUGUUCAAUUAAUAGAUAACUUCUUAAAAACAAAUACAAAAGUAGCAAUUAGAUAUACAGAUGACAACCAAAUUAUUAGGAUUUCUAAAAAAUCAGGAAUUAUAAUACCAUGGCCAAAAGAAAAAAAUAAAGAAAAUGAAAAUGAAGAAGUAGAAGAAAAUCCCUUAGAUACUUCACCACAGGAAGCUUUAAAAAAAACAUAUGAUUAUAAAACAGAUGUAAAAUUUAUGAAUAUAUUAAGACAAACGGUGAACAAAUAUAAUAGAGAAUUGUCUUAA